Vombatus ursinus (common wombat) is the source of this 1384-nucleotide messenger RNA. RefSeq names its product replication factor C subunit 2 (gene RFC2). Gene Ontology annotation, biological process: DNA-templated DNA replication; DNA repair. Lineage: Eukaryota; Metazoa; Chordata; Mammalia; Diprotodontia; Vombatidae. The transcript has 11 exons. Gene Ontology annotation, molecular function: DNA binding; ATP hydrolysis activity; DNA clamp loader activity. The coding region runs from base 43 to 1083 and encodes 346 amino acids. The record is from RefSeq and is a predicted model, not a curated record. Gene Ontology annotation, cellular component: nucleus; DNA replication factor C complex.
CACGCCGGCACGGGCCGGUGGCGGGAAGGGGCCUUAGUGGUAAUGGAGGUAGAGGAGAAUGGAACUGCCCCGGGCCCGGCCGCGGGCUCGGCUCCCGGCAAGGCCCCCGGGACUCACUACGAGCUUCCCUGGGUUGAAAAAUACAGGCCAAUGAAACUGAAUGAAAUCGUGGGGAAUGAAGACACUGUGAGCCGCCUGGAGGUUUUUUCAAGGGAAGGCAAUGUGCCCAAUAUUAUAAUUUCUGGUCCCCCAGGAACUGGUAAAACGACCAGCAUUCUGUGCUUGGCGAGGGCCUUGCUGGGCCCCUCCCUGAAGGACGCCGUUCUGGAGCUGAAUGCCUCCAACGACAGGGGCAUCGACGUGGUGAGGAAUAAGAUCAAGCUGUUUGCCCAGCAGAAGGUCACCCUCCCCAGAGGCCGUCACAAAAUCAUUAUCCUCGACGAGGCAGACAGCAUGACUGAUGGAGCACAGCAAGCCCUGAGGAGGACGAUGGAGAUAUAUUCCAAGACGACCCGCUUUGCCCUCGCGUGUAACGCCUCGGACAAAAUCAUAGAGCCCAUUCAGUCCCGAUGCGCUGUCCUUCGGUACACGAAGCUGACUGAUGCCCAGGUGCUGGCGAGGUUGAUGACCGUCAUUGAGAAGGAGAGAGUGGAGUACACCGAUGACGGGCUGGAGGCCAUCAUCUUCACAGCCCAGGGAGACAUGCGGCAGGCGCUGAACAACUUACAAUCCACCUAUUCUGGCUUUGGCUUCAUUAACAGUGAGAACGUAUUCAAGGUUUGUGACGAGCCCCACCCCCUCCUGGUGAAGGAGAUGCUGCAGCAUUGCGUGAGCGCCAACAUCGAUGAGGCCUACAAGAUCCUCGCCCACCUUUGGCGUCUCGGCUACUCCCCUGAAGACGUCAUCGGCAACGUUUUCCGUGUGUGUAAAACCUUCCAGAUGCCCGAGUAUCUGAAGCUGGAGUUUAUCAAGGAGAUUGGAUACACGCAUAUGAAAAUAGCGGAUGGUGUGAACUCCCUGCUGCAGAUGGCGGGCCUCCUCGCCAAGCUCUGCCACAAGACCCUGGCGCCUGCAGUCAGCUAGAGAGCGAGUCUGGGAAUCCGCGCUUGGCAGGCACUGCCUCAGCUUAGGCAGCCUCCGUGGGUCUGGGACCACGUCCUCCCUGGCUCUGAUCGGGAAAAAUGGGCUUAAGAUUUUCACUUCAUGGUGGGAUCUAGGUCUCCCCUUGCUGUUAGAAUUUUGGCCACAUAGUUCAGGAGACAAGUAUACAAUGUUUGCCCCGAAGGGAUGUUGACCUUGAACUUGACCAGCGCUGAUGAAAACCAGCAGCACGGCUUCCCCCCAUUUGUGUUGGAAUGUUGAAAAUAAAAUAUCAGAAUUUGGA